AUGAGCCAGGAGCAGGCACGUAGAUCUGAAGCCGGGCAGGAGCAGCAGCCGCAGCCCAUCAAAUACGGAGAUGUUUUCAACGUCUCCGGUGAAGUGGCUUCCAAUGUCAUCACGCCGAGAGACGCGGCUUUGAUGCAAGCAACAGAGAACCAAGCAUUGGGUCAGACCCAGAGAGGAGGACCAGCGUCCGUGAUGCAAUCAGCAGCUGCAGUGAACACGAGAGCCGGCCUGGUGAGCUCAGACGACGUCUCAGACGUAGUUCGCAACCAAGGCUUGAGCGUCUCCGAAACAAAAGUGGGUGCGACUCGUGUUAUCACCGAGACGGUGGGGCGAGAGGUGGUGGGACAGUUUGUGGAGCCCGACGUGCCCAUGAGAGAUCCUGGGUUGGCUCUAUACCCAGAUGCUAUAACCAUGGGGGAGGCGCUUGAGGCAUCGGCAUUAAGCGCGGCUGGUGAUAAGCCUGUGGAUCAGAGCGACGCCGCAGCAAUACAAGCUGCUGAAAUGAGAGCCACCGGAAGAAACAAGAUAACGCCGGGAGGUGUGGCCGCCACUGCCCAGUCUGCUGCCACCCGCAACGCUCGCACUGUGCCAUACGAGCAGAGAACAACUUUGUCUGAUGUUUUAACUGAUGCGAAGCAGAAGCUGCCCGCAGAUAAGCAGGUGACACGAGAAGAUGCAGAGGGAGUGAUUGGCGCUGAGAUUAGAAACAAACCGGACAUGAAAACCACUCCCAGUGGCGUCGCAGCUUCCGUCGCUGCGGCGGCGACCCUUAAUCAAAACAAAUGA
Molecule: messenger RNA, 786 nt
Organism: Neltuma alba
Lineage: Eukaryota; Viridiplantae; Streptophyta; Magnoliopsida; Fabales; Fabaceae
Product: late embryogenesis abundant protein D-34
Exons: 2
Coding region: 1-786 (261 amino acids)
Source: RefSeq, a predicted model, not a curated record